AUGGCUGGGAUUGAUGAAAAUGUUGGGCUUAAUGGUGAAUGGGGUCUUCCGAAUCCGAGUCCGAGAACCCUAUUUUCUAGGAUGCUAGAUGAAGAGAGUGAUAAUGUAACGAGACAAAUCUCUGAACAAUCUGAGAGUGGUAGAAUUGAGGCGCAAGAUGGUGAUUCGGGCACUCAAUUGAGCGAUGCUAGUUAUCGAAAUGAUCAUAAGUUGAACUCGCGAGGGGGUCUUGUUGAAAGAAUUGCUGCUAGAACCGGGUUUAAUGCGCCGAGGUUGAAUACAGAAAGCAUUAGAUCUACUGAACUUUCGCUCAAUUCUGAGAUUCAGUCUCCGUAUUUGACUAUACCGCCUGGUCUUAGUCCUACUACACUUUUGGAUUCUCCUGUUUUCCUUGCGAAUUCAUUGGCACAACCAUCUCCAACAACAGGAAAGUUUCCAUUUGUCUCAAACGGAAACAUCCGCGGCACAGAAUUAUCUUCUGAUGAUCAGCAAAAAUCUAAACUUAAUGGCUUUGGUGACAUGUACGCGUCAUCCUUUGCUUUCAAGCCUACACCCGAUUCAGGACCCUCUUUUUAUCACGGCGCUGGUAGAAAAAUAAAUCAAACUACACUUCCACAGCAAACCCUUCAUGGUUUUGAAGCUUCGGUUCAAUCCCAAAAAGUUGAUGCGACCGAGAACAAAAGUAGCCUCCAUCUUAAGGCAGAAUUCUCCGACUCGCCACCUCAAAAAGACAAUUCUGCACCAAUGGAAGAGCAAGCAGAUGAAGAGGGAGAACAAAGAGUCAACGGAGACACAAUUGUUGCUGGUGUUGGUGGUACUCCGUCGGAAGAUGGAUAUAAUUGGAGAAAAUACGGUCAAAAGCAAGUUAAGGGUAGCGAGUUCCCGCGAAGUUACUACAAAUGCACCCAUUCAAAUUGUCCGGUUAAAAAGAAAGUAGAACGUUCUCACGAGGGCCACAUAACAGAGAUCAUCUAUAAGGGAGCACACAACCACCCGAAACCUCCUCCAAGUCGUCGGUCAGGCAUAGGGUCAGCUAACCCUCAUGCCGACAUGCAAGUGGACAAUUCUGAACAUGUUGAAGCACAGGGAAAUAUAGCUAACUGGAAGCCGGAAAACCUUGAAGCAACAUCGGCUGCAUCUGCUAUUGCUGAGUACGGCAACCACUCCUCCAAUCUGCAAACUCAAAAUGGUAUUACUCACUUAGAUUCAGGUGAUGCCGUGGAUGGGUCAUCCACUUUUUCUAACGAAGAAGAGGAAGACGAUCAAGGCACUCAUGGUAGUGUAUCAUUAGGUUAUGAUGCGGAAGGAGAUGAAUCCGAGUCGAAAAGAAGGAAACUUGAAUCAUAUGCUGAGAUGAGUGGAGCUACUAGAGCCAUUCGCGAGCCUAGAGUUGUUGUGCAGACUACCAGCGAAGUAGAUAUCCUCGAUGAUGGUUAUCGAUGGCGGAAAUAUGGGCAAAAAGUUGUCAAAGGAAAUCCCAACCCAAGGAGUUACUACAAGUGCACCAAUGCAGGGUGCACUGUAAGGAAGCAUGUGGAGAGAGCAUCGCAUGACCUUAAAUCUGUUAUCACCACAUACGAGGGAAAGCACAAUCAUGAUGUCCCCGCCGCUCGUUCCAGCAGUCACGUCAAUGCGAACAACGCUUCUAAUGCAGGUCAAGGGCAAGCUUCUGGUCUUCUUCAAAACCAUGCUCAUAGAACUGAACCAUCUCAAAUUCACAACGGAAUGGGAAGGCCUUCACUCGGCUCAUUCAACUUUCACGGAAGACAGCAGCUAGCUCAUCCGCACGGCUUCUCCUUUGGCAUGAAUCAACACCUCUCCAACCUUGCAAUGUCUGGUUUAGGCCCCUCUUCACGAAUGCCUAUGAAUCCAUUCAUGGCGCAACAACAACAUCAGCAACAACAACAACAGCGUGCCGCAAAUGAAAUGGGCUUCAUGUUACCAAAGGGAGAACCAAAUAUGGACACAAAUCCUGAACGCGGAAGCCUUAACAUGCAAAACGGUUCAUCAUCGAUGUAUCAAGAUAUUAUGAAUCACAUGCCUCUCGGACCUCACAUGUAA
Molecule: messenger RNA, 2061 nt
Organism: Vicia faba (fava bean)
Lineage: Eukaryota; Viridiplantae; Streptophyta; Magnoliopsida; Fabales; Fabaceae
Source: the annotation of a GenBank genome assembly